AUGAUGGCCGACGAACUAGAUCUAGGUCCAACCGACAACCAGAGCUUGAGCGGCGACGAGACUGCACGAGAGAAUAAGGAGGACGACCAGGCCACCAUAACAGGUCAAGAUGGAGAGGAAGUGGAAGAGCAGCCACCAGCGGCAUCCCCAAUGCCUGCGCCCACUCCGGUUGCGCCGAGCGCCAUAGCGAACCGUUACCGCGAGCCGGUCGAAGCCGAACAAGGGGAUGCGACAACCUCAGAAGAUGGUUCUACAGAUGGAGUGCUGCGCUCAGCCACGAGCCCUCUCGAGUCCUUUCCUACACUCUCUGGAGACUCUCCUUCCGUACAAGGCUCUGUCGUUUCGUCGCCGGGUAGCAGCAACAUCCUCCCUUCUUUGGCACUCCGUCCCGGGUUAAGAGGCCCGACGCCCUCUUUCCGGCCGUUUGAUCGGAGGUUCUCCUCCUUUGGCUCCCCUGGUACACUCUCACCACGGCCGUCUUCUCCAGCGUUUCUUGCGGGCCAUAGCAGGACCCUGUCCGUAACGAGCAACUUGCUACUCGACUCCAGUGAAACCGAAACAAGCUCUCCUCCUUGGGAAGUUGUGCGCUGGACAAAGUUGGUGAAAUUGGAUGGGCUAGCAUUCUCCGAAUCGGGGAGGAGGAACUUUGGCUCUCCCACGUGCCUAGCCGUUUCUGCCUCGAUCGUGCUGGGAACGUCAAAAGGAGUUAUCCUAGUGUUCGACUUUAAUCAGAAUCUGAAGAUGAUAAUUGGGCCGGGAACAAAAGGUUUGUCUUUUCUCUCUAUCUCCGCACCUUGUUUGUUGCUGUUAUUGACCAGUUACACAGCUGUUGAAUCAGGGGCCGUGACAUCUCUCGCAAUUUCGGCGGACCACACGACAAUCGCAGGCGGACAUGCCAAUGGAAAUAUCUUUACAUGGGAUACCACUCGUCCUUCACGACCGUUUCUCAGUAUUCCACACCUACCCCAGCUUCAGCAGAGAUCAACUGACGGACAUGUCCCUGACACCAAGAUAACGCAUCUGGGCUUUCUGGGGACCCGACAUACAGCCCUAGUGUCUGCUGAUGACCGAGGGAUGGCCUUCUCUCACCUUGCUACCCGGGGUACUGGAUCAUUUGGCAGGACUGUCAAGACUACGCGAAUUCUCGGCCGGUACCCAGACGCUCCAGUGCCUGUUGGGAAGACACUCAAGCCCAGUACUGUGCUUGCCUUUCAGUCUCUGCCUCUGGGAAAUGUUGAGAUGGCCACGGACUCUAUGGGGCUGACAGCCAUGCUCACCCCAUACUUGCUAGUCAUCGUCUCUACUACGCCUGUCGCUCAAACACAACAUAAGUCUGCGCGUCCAAAGGAAGUGACCGCACACAGUGCCAUGACAGGAUGUCUCGCUUGGUUUCCCGCAGUAAGAUUGAAGGUGCCAGAUCCCGUUACUGGUAACAACGUUUCCAAGGUCAAGCUCGUCUACUGUUGGUCAAACGUUCUUACGGUCCUUGAGGUAGAGGAGGAGCCAGCAGAAAACAAGGAUAAACCGCCAACCCUCAGAUUCAGACCCCGAAACCGGUGGAAGUGUGAAGAGCCGAUCGUUGCUGUACAGUGGUUGAGCCGGUCUGUGUUGACAGUUCUCACCAUCACUCAAAGGCUCAUUGUGCUGGAGGAUCGAACCAUGCGCAUGACCGAAGCAUUCGACCUUAUACACAAGCACAUCUACCAUGUGGAUAUCUUCUCCAAGCAACUUCACACUCUAGUAGAGCAGCUUGACGAUGAAGAUCCCACCAUGCAUGGCGUUGUUGCUGAUGCCUUCUACAUGAGCUUCAAGGCUUACAAAGGCCGGCUCUUUCUGCUUGGAUUCAACGAGGUCUCUUUAGGCGCCUUAUCCAACUGGGCGGAUCGGCUGUUCGCAUUGAUGGAAAGCGGUGAUUAUGUCGGUGCCAUUCGACUUGCGACAUCUUACUACACAGGGGAUGCCAACAAGUUGACUAUUGGUUUACCGGAGGAUACGGCUCUAAGACAAUCCAUGGUUAUUGAUAAACUCAUGGAAAUCAUGAGCGCAUCUCUCAAAUACGCAUUUGGGCAGAGAACAAAACGCCGAGAACCGGGAGACGAUCAACACCUUCGGGAACUAGCAGAGACCUGCUUCAUAGCUUCUCAUAAUACCGGAAAGACCGACUUUCUUUUCGAUGAGAUGUACGAAUGGUAUGAAGAUGCUGGUCUGGAAGGCAUCUUCCUUGAAACCCUCGAGCCAUAUAUCAUCGAUGGAUUGAUCACAGCCAUCCCGCCCGCUGUUGUCAAAGCCUUGGUUACUCACUUCGUCAGCAACGGACUCGAAACCAGGCUCGAAGACAUCAUUUGCCACAUGGACACUUCAACCCUAGAUCUUGAUCAAGUAACGAUGCUCUGCAAAAAGCACAGCCUGUAUGACGCGUUGAUAUACGUGUGGAACCAGGCCCUAAACGAUUAUCUGACCCCAUUCAUCGACUUGCUGGCCUUGUUGGUACCGUUGAUGCAGAAUGGGGAUGCGGAUGGAACGGCAAGCGUGUUGGAGAACGAGAUCAGAGAGACAAACGCACUGAAGAUCUUUCCAUAUCUGUCGUUCAUCCUUACCGGAAAGACCUAUCCCAUGGGAGAGAAGAUUCCCGAUGCUAUAGCUCAAAAGGCCAAGGCAGAGAUUUAUUGGUUUCUCUUUUCGGGCAAAAGUAUCUCCUGGCCUAAGGGCAGCAGUAAGAGGCUGCUUACGCGACCAGCACAGUCUCAAGAGCCAUCUUUCCCCUACUUGAGGAUGAUCCUCAACUUUGAUGCACCCAGCUUCCUGAGUGUGCUCAACGAGGCAUUUGAAGACUCCUUCUUGAACGAUUCACCCGAAAAGCAGCUGGCCGGUGGCCCAAGUCGUGAUCUUCCAGAGGAAGAGAUAUUUGGACUUACGGUAGACAGGCAGUACAUUACCUCCAUCUUAAUGGAGAUAAUGAAUCCGGCAGACUUUGCCAAGGAGGACACUAUCUAUCUCGAUAUGUUUGUCGCCAGAAACCUUCCCAAAUAUCCGCAAUACCUUCUCUUCACAGGAUCGACACUUACCAAGGUCCUCACUGGACUAUGUCAAUAUCCAGGGGAUGACCUUGCCGAGGACGCCCAACUCAGCGCCGAAUAUCUACUUUCAGUUUAUCAUCCCCCAGAUCUGCCCGACUUGAUUCCUCGGUUCAAGGAGGCUGGAUUCUAUCGGAUACUGAAGCGUAUAUACAAAGCAGACAAACAGUAUGGGAAACUGACUUUGACCUACUUCGAGGAUCCGAACGAGCGCGAUGCGAUCUUUGAUUGCAUCGAGCUCUGCCUUCGACCACACUCAGGUCUUACUCGCCGUCAGGUACAGGAUGUGCACCAAGUCAUCAAGGACUACGCUGGUAAACUAGUUGAGAUUGGCUCUGCCAGAGCGGCGCAAGCAAUUGAGACUUAUGCUCCAGAGUUGCACAACCAUAUCCUUGGUUCCGUUUCAGAGCAGUCGCACCUUCAAUAUACUUAUCUGAAGACGAUAUUGGAGCCCAGAAAAGAGGUGGUGAACUUUCAUCCACCUCAGCAGGAUCUGGUGGAGCAGUAUUUGCAGCUCAUGUGCCGCUUUGAACCAUCACAUGUACCAGAGUACGUGAACAAGGUCCAAGCUACGAACCUGAGGCUGGAGAAGUUACUGCCUACGAUGGAAGAAACGGGUGUGAUUGACGCUGCCGUCAUAUUGAUGGCGAAAGAAGGGCAAGUGAAGGAGGCCAUGGAGCGACUGACAAGACACUUGGAGACUCUUGAGUCAGCCUUACAUGGCCUAUUGACCGGAACCGCCUCUCAGGCGCAAGCGGACCUCAACCCUCAAGAAAAUGCCGAGGGACUCAUGCACGCGUUGCAAAACUACACGCGGGUGGGUAUUUGGCUAUGUCAAGAACAAACCAAAGCCACCCAAGAGAGUGGUCAUGCGCGUCAACGACACGGAUCACAUUCCAAAGACGAUCUCUCACCCGACGAGCAGCUUUGGCUCAGCUUGAUUGAGAGCUGCGUACAGAUCACCAAGCGAGUUACCGCAGCGUUGCAGUCACCAUCACCACCAGAAGAUUCAACACAAGGACAGCUUACGAAUGGCAGAGGAUCCCACCACAACGGUGAAUCCGUCGUUGCGGCAUUAGACACAGAGAAGCUCGUCACCAUGGUCCGAUCACUCGUACAAAAUACGUUCACAACCCUCCUCUUAUCCACCUCAACCCGUACCUCCCGAUCUACAAACACAAAAGUCGGUGGUGAUGCACAACCUCCACCUACAGUGAACAUAAACACCAAUCUCUCUUUCCUCCGCAUCCUGCGCGCAUUCCUCACCCGGGCCGCGGCAUCGUCACCCAACCUCGCAGACCUCCGUUCAGUUCUCUCCAGCAUCUUCGCCGCAUACGCAUACGAGGAGUCUAUCUUGGGUCUCUCCAACCGGCUUCUGGAACGCAGUCUCUUUGUGAGCGUAAAUCAAGCCGUCCAACUUCGCCAGCGAGGGUGGCGUCCCAAAGGGUCUACUUGUGAAGCAUGCGGUCGAAGGGUAUGGGGGCCUGGCGUAGCGGGGAAUGUCUACGAGGCGUGGGAAGAAAGGCAGGCGGUUGAGGAGAGUCAGAGGCAGGCGCGGAAACAGAUCACAAUGGGUGGAGGGAAUAAUGCGUCGGGUCACGCUGCUGCUGAAGGGACGGACGGUCCAACUGGUGGGGAAGAGUAUUGUGGGAAUGGGAAUGGGCAUGGACAUGGAAAGGGGAAAGGCAAGGGGAAGGAUGUGAGCAGCCCCCGACUUGGCCAGCACGACGAAAACCAACAGGCAAAUACUUCUGGACAAGAAGGCAUGCAAGGACCGAUGGCGGGGAAGCGGGAACAGAAGCUUAGCCCUCUUGUUGUGCUUGCUUGUAGGCACGUUUACCAUCAAGCGUGUUUGGAUGCUCUUCAGAUGAAGAAUGGGGGUGCGCCUGCUAAUGGUGGUGGGUUGGGGGUGAAGAGGCAGUAUAGGUGCCCUAUUGACAGAUAG
Molecule: messenger RNA, 5019 nt
Organism: Sordaria macrospora k-hell
Lineage: Eukaryota; Fungi; Ascomycota; Sordariomycetes; Sordariales; Sordariaceae
Source: RefSeq, a predicted model, not a curated record